This is a messenger RNA of Leptosia nina, 756 nucleotides long. The record is from the annotation of a GenBank genome assembly. NCBI's taxonomy places the organism in Eukaryota, Metazoa, Arthropoda, Insecta, Lepidoptera, Pieridae.
AUGCCCGCGACACUUUACUUGAUAGCUGUUAUCAGCGCUGCGGUUAGUGCAGCACCGCCUGUUCCACCUGGAUAUUAUGCGCCUGCGCAAAUGCAACAUCUAAAUACAUACUAUAUAGGUCCUCCCCGAAUUAGCCCACUACUACAGCCAGCCGCAAGAAAAGCAAGAUUGGAGACGCUAGACCCUGACAGUGAAGUGGAGUUGUUACCAGGAGCUGAUCAACCCCAGCAGCCACCACAACAGACACCAGUAGCUCCCAAUAUUCCCGGAUUGAUUCCAGGACAGAGGGUGUACAUAGUACAUAUGCCAGUACCGGGAAUAAGACCGGGCACAGUUGGCGGAUACCAGCCUGUGUAUAUAGUUGCCGCCGCACCGCAAGGAAACUCGGCUUAUCCAGGUUAUCAGAAUCCAGUCCUUUUGGAUGCAUCUGGACAAGUCUUAGCACAGGUGCCGACAUAUCAAAGACCAGUAUACCAAGGCAACCCUAACAUACUGCUCGGUGCUUCGCCCCUUCAGCGACCUUUUGAUUUCGCAUAUCAAAGCCAUGGAUAUCAACCAGUCCCAGCGGUGGGACCUCCCAUGGGCUUGAACCAGUUCAUAGCUUUUCCUGGACAGCCUCAGGCCUUAGCACCACAGCCAAGCGGGCCGCAAUCGAACCUGGCGCCAAAAUUAGGUCAAACGAGAGACGAAACUAAAGAAGACUAUGACCCGCAAACCAAUGCCCAAGCUUCGCCACAGCAAAGACCAAAACUAUAG